This is a messenger RNA of Xyrichtys novacula (pearly razorfish), 7719 nucleotides long. The record is from the annotation of a GenBank genome assembly. Lineage: Eukaryota; Metazoa; Chordata; Actinopteri; Labriformes; Labridae.
UCGGGUGGAGAACUGCUGUUAGUUUGCGCUGUGUUUAUUGUUAAGGUUGUGUGGAUUAGCACUGCGGUACACAGUUCCUUUUCAAAAUAUCAACAAUAUAGCUUUAAGAUGAGUUAAAGAUACGCGGUGAGUACUGCUUCCGCCUGUAUUACUGCACAUCCGCAUUUAGCAGUUUAACGACGCUAUUCGGCAUUGGUGAGGACAGAUUAGCUUUAAAUGAAGGCCAGUGUCUGCUUUUGGAGACAAUGUAAAGACUCAUUUUCUGUCUGUGUCUAUUUCCUGUCGGCCUGCAGAGCUUAUCAGCCCGUUUGUGCACUUAAAAAGAAAUUGAAUGUGUAACUUAGCUUGUACCUCUGUGUGUACAUCGAUGGUAAGCACCGCACUGCGGGGACGGACAGAGCCGGACUGACGGCUAGAGGAAAGACAGCAAAGUGCGGGGGCGGGGGUGGUGAGGGUGAGGGUGGGGGGGUUGCUUCAUAGACAAGAGGGAGGGGGAGACAGAGGAGGGAAUUUAAAGGGGACAGUCUUAGUAAAUGAUGUAUUUAUUACCAUUUCAGUUUGUCAGACCCAUCCUGAGAGGACAGCAGAGACAUCCAGAUCUACAACAUAUAAACAUGAAGAGAUGAAAGAGAAACCAUGACACUGACUGCACCAAAACUGACCCACAACUGCUGCUAAGGAAUCCCCUCAUCUGUACUUCUCUAAUGGCCAACUCAGUGGCCUUGGUGGUCCAAGCUGAACUUCUACCACCUCAGUCAACCACCUCCCUGUCUCCGUUCCCUUCCCUCCUCGGUUCAGGGGAGGAUGCUGAGGAUGAUGGGGAGAGAGCGGAACUGACAGAGGGCGACAAGGGAGUAGUGGAGGGUGGAGAAGAGGUGGUUCUGGACAUGGUGUCUUCGUCUGUGUCGGGGCCAGCCCAGCAGGCGGAGCAGUCAGACCAUCCCUUUCAGUGCAUGGACUGUGGGAAGAGUUUCAGGUGGUCCUCCAGGCUGACCCACCAUCAGCGGAGCCACAACAAUGAGAGGCCGUACCGUUGCAACCUCUGUCCCAAGGCCUUCAAGGGCUCCUCUGCACUGCUGUACCACCAACGGUAUUACCAAUAAAAUCUUAAAUAGCAUCCAUCAAAUUUUAAGUAGAGCUCAAGUAGCAUUUUCUAAAAUGUGUAGAUAUAAAACUUUUUGUUACCAAACAUAUAAAGGAUAAUGUAAUACCUGUGCAUUUGUAUAAAUGGUGUCAGUUUUUAAUAUUUCCAAUGAAAUCCCAGCAUCACUUCAUAACCUACAACAGCACUUUGAACACAUUCUGCAGCAGAUCAUCAAAGCAGAGUACAUGGUCCUCUGCACCAGAGUUGUUUGUUGAUGAAGCAGUUUUAAUCCAUAGUCAUACCACUGCACAUGUCUAUUUUAUGUCCACUCAAAAAUUCCCAAAGGUAUCUUCUGUAUCAGCGUUUAUGUUUGCACAGAAGAUGCUUUAUCUUUAUGUUCAUGCCUGAAGUGCAGUAUUAUAAUUAUAUAUAUAAUGUUAUACUAGCAGAGCACACUGGUUUUAGAAUGAUAUACCUUUGCCAAGCAUUGUUCAGUCCAAAAAGAGAUAUCACUGUGGUGGCCACCAUAUCAGAACUGUGCUGUAAUUGUCCACUUAAAAUGGUUGUUGGUAUUGGUUUAAUAGUCCCCGACUGGCCAAGCUCUGAUAUCUUGAAUAAAAGCAGUUAAAUGAAAAGUUUUGCAACAUAAUUUUACAACAUAUAGCACAUCUGCAUUUACAAACAGUAUGUCUAUUACGUAUUUGCCAUCUUUUGAAUUGUAACGUUUGUUUUGCAGGUCUCACUCAGGGGAGAAGCCUUACAAGUGUAAGGACUGUGGUAAAGCCUUUAAACGCUCUUCUCUGCUACAGGUGAGCCAUCAAAAACAAGGUUGUUAAAAAGACUAGGAUUUUUUUUUUCUUUUUUUACAAGGACAGCAGGGUUUCCCCUACAUGCAAUUGAACGUGGCACACCGCCACAGCUAAAUAAAAGCCGCCACACCUUUAAAAUGAGGUGUUUUCUUUCGUGGCUCUAUCUUGGACUCAUAUGCAUUGGUAUACAUACGUGCAUGCGCCUUGUAUUAGGAUUUAUUGUCGACGGUGUCACUGCUGAUUCAUUACCCCCCAGCCUCCAUUAACUCACCACCACAGUUAGAUUCCCAUCCUGGGGGAAACACUGGACAGGAUUUCAUAUAAAUUAGAGACAGAUUUCUUAUCCCUGUUGUUGUAUAUCUCUAGGUCCACCAGAGUGUCCACACCGGAGUCCGUACCUUUUUGUGCCCCUACUGCCCUCUGACCUUUAAGUGGAGUUCUCAUUACCAGUAUCACCUACGUCAGCACACUGGAGAGUGUCCAUACCCCUGUGACACCUGUCCCAAGGCCUUCAAGAAUUCGAGUAGUCUGCGGAGACACAAAAAUGUCCACCUUGGUCUCAAGCCUUACACCUGCUCAGUGUGCAACAAAUCCUUCACUCAGUCCACCAACUUGAGGCAGCACAUGAGGAUACACACUGGUGAGAGGCCCUACAUCUGCGGCGAGUGUGGACGCAGCUUCACGCAUUCAUCCAACCUGGCGCUGCACAAGAACUCACACUCCAAUCUCAAUGCAGGAGCAAAGGAGGGAAAGAGGGGGGAAGAUCCUAGUAAGGGAAAUGAGAUAGUGGAGGUGGUGGUAGGGACGGAAGAAGUGACAUCAUCCAUGUUGACAGACAUGGUAGGAUUUGUCAGUCAGGAAGGAAGUGAUGGAGUUGGGGUAGGUAUGGAAGAAGUGUUCCUGUCAACCACCUCAUCUGGUCAAAAUCCAAGCCUUCUACCCCAGCUUACUCUUACCUCCUCUGGAGAGAAUGUGUGUGCAUCAAGGGCCAUUGGGACAGAGGUUCACCUGAGCACAGACACAGGGGCCAGUGUGCUGCUGUACAGCUGUGGAAGCUGUAACCACACAUUUGGUACACGGACAGAGCUAGAGGAACAUCAGGCCAUCCAUAUGACUCCAGGAGAACAGAGAACCAGUGUGGAGGCGGGGCCUGGGGCAGGGAUGGAGGUUGGGGAUGGACUGGUGGGAGCUGGACACCUGUUGGCUGAUUUUGAGGAGGUGGUGGAGACAACCACAGUUGGGGAAAAUGGACACCCGACAGAGGUGCUUCUUGGCCUGACAGAGGGAGCAGAUGGAGGAAGUACAGUAAGUGAUCAGAACUACAAGCAGCUAAAGAGAAACAACCAUUAUUAUAACACCAGCUAACAAUGAAACUCUGAUGCUAAAUACACAAACAGUGAGAAAUGUCAAGUUUUUUUGAGUAAGGUGCUAAUGUGAGAAGUUAAGUACUGUCUGUAGUAUGUUUGGUGCACAGUGACAAUAAUCUCCAAGAACCCCUUCUGUUUGUGUUUUAUAAUUGAAGUUGAUCAAGAAAAGUUUUUUUCCCACCCUUCAAAGUAUUUAACAUUUAUCUGAGGAGAUGUUUUGUUUUGAUAUGCAUGACUUCUUUCUGUUUUUCCUCAGAGUGUAGCCACCACCCAGGCUCAGUUUGACCUGCUGCAGAGCUUCACCGAAGUGACUCAGAGCUCAGAGACCGUUCAGCCAGAGGCCAGAACUACAUGGGCAGGGCUGUCAUGUGGCUAUUGCAACAAGACCUUCAAAACCAGCGGAGGCCUCAACAGACAUGUUUCACUGGUGAGAAUGCCUUUUAUAGCUGAUUUCUACUAUCUUUACCAGAAAAACUAAUCGAGAUUUGUGUGUUGAAAUUAUCUUUGUCUCAAGUGUAUAACUCUUUUCCUGUGCAGAUGCACUCUCUGUCAUCACAGUCCCGUUCCCAGUUCAGCUGCUCCGCCUGCGACCGCUCCUUCCCCCUUCUGUCUUCCCUCCUAACCCAUCAGCACUCCCACACUCCCGAGCAAAGACUCCUGGCCGAGGCCGAGGCUGAGAUAGUGUGCCCUCCUUCUCUUUCCCUGUCUCUCCCCCUUCCCUCCUCUCCCAGCCAAGCUGACAAGCAGCAGGAGGGUCAGAGGGAAAUCCAUGUCGACAUCAUUACCGUCGCUGAGGAGCAGGAAGAACAACCUACAAAACCAACCAAAGCCCCCAAAAAGACAGGAGCCAGCAAGAGUACUCCCACUGGAGGUAGACAUUUUUACAACACUGCCUUUUACAUGGCAACAAAAGAGAUUUGAUCACACAGCUGUAACAACAAACAAAGCAACGUGCUUGUGCCGUCUCACAUGAUAUGGUUGGGAUAUGGUUUUAUAUGCCAUUUAUUAUCUUUAAUUUUCCACAUUUCUAAACACAGAGAGGCCAUACCGCUGCUCAGAAUGCGGAAAAGCCUUCAAAGGCUCAUCAGGGCUGAAGUACCACAUGAGGGAUCACACAGGGGAAAGGCCCUACCGCUGCACAGAGUGUGGAAAGAGCUUUAAGAGGUCAUCACUGCUUUCAAUCCAUCAGAGGGUAAGACUCACUCAUUCCUCUGUUGCAUAAGUGAACACACAAGUUCAUUUUCCAGAUGAAAGAUCUCUCAUAUGGGAUCUUAAUUUUAUGAUUUAUGUCACCUUAGAAUUUAUGAUUUCUCUAGUUCACAAGGACUGCAGCUGUGUAGGGUGGUUCACACCCUGCGGAUGAAUGCAAUCCACAACAGAUGAAUAGAAAAAGCAAUAAAAAAAAAAAAUCCAUACAACGCAAUAACACGCUUUGAGGUUCAAACUCUCCUGUGACUAUGUGGCUGAUAUCCCACAACACUUAAAUUGUAUCAGCAAUAACUUUGAUUGCAUCAUUCAAACAUUUUCCUGCUUGGCACUGAAGAGCUGCAUUGAGGUAUAAAAAAGUUGGAGAAAUAGAUUUCACUGCACUUUAAGUUGUUCUUGUAGCAAUUAACACUUUCAGAAUUAUGUCUUCAUAUCAAAUAACAACCACAAACUGCCCUGCAGAAAGUCUUUGGUUUUUGUGCUAUAAAUACAGCUGUAGAAAGUGCACAUUAAAAUUCUUUCCACUUCUAUCAUACCCAGGUUCACACAGGCGUCAGGGCAUUCCAGUGCCCCCACUGCCCUCUCACUUUCAAAUGGAGCUCACACUACCAGUACCACUUACGGCAGCACACAGGCGAGAGGCCGUAUGUGUGUAAGGAGUGUGGCAAGUCCUUUAAAAACACCAGCUGCCUGCGACGACAUAGUCAAAUGCACUCUGGACUGCGGCCUCAUACCUGCUCCAUCUGCUCCAAGUCUUUCUCACAAACUUCGAACCUCAAACAGGUCAGUACAGCCUGUGCACUUUUGUUUUGAUGAUUUAAUUUCAGUUGGGCUCUUAUCUUAUAAACCUUUUAUGUUUUUUUCCUUUUUUAUUCUUACUUUUCUGUGAGCAGCAUGAGCGCACCCACUCUGGAGAGAGACCCUUCCAGUGCACCCAUUGCAAUAAAAGCUUCACACACUCCUCCAACCUCCAGCUCCACCUUCGCACACACUCCUCAAGCAAGGACUUCAAAUGUCCAUACUGCUCAAAGGAGUUUGUCAUGCACUCCUACCUGCAGAGGCACAUACGCACUCAUGGCAGCAGUGUUCCCCUGCCCUGCCCGAAUGGUGGAGGUAGAGAUGGAGUGACUGUUAAAGCCAGUGUUGGAGGAGUAACUACCACCACGACCCUGCUCAACCCCAUCACAUUGGAAACCUCAGGAAACCACGGCAGCCUGAUUGUGUCCCAGCCAGCACUUAAUAUUCCCCCUAACACCUCCCAGAACUACUUUAUGAUUCAAACAGUUAGCGGCCUACAGCUCAUUCCUCUGUCAUCUCCAACACCAGCCCCCCCACCUCCUCCUCCUCCACCACCCCCUCUAUCCCAACCCCAAAAUUUCUUUCUUGUACAGUGCCCCUCCAACAAUGGCAGUCAGUCCAGCUUGAUCCUCGUCCCUGCGGCGAACAACCCUCCACCAGCUCCAGAGGCUCAGACCCUCCCUGUGCUUCAGUCUUUUCAAACACUCCAGCCUGUCCUAAACCAAACCCAGACCCAGAUCCCCCAGAUUCAGACCAUAUCACAGCAGCAGCAGCAGACCAGGAUCAUCAUCACUAACAAUAAUAACAAUGCAAACACUCAUGUUGCCACGCCAACUCACAGUCUUCUAUCCAGUUCCCUACUAACCAAGCCAAUAUUGGGGAAAAGUACCCGGACUGCACGGGGCAGACGGGGACGUAAACCCAAAGCUGCUCUUCAGAAAACUGCAUCAGUACCAGUCAGUGAGGCUGCAGGUGUAGCCCAGUCAGGAACCAACAAUAUCAUGACCAACGUUACACAGACUGUGAGUGCUGCUAACACUAUAACAGAGUCACAACCAUCACCAUCAUCUCCUCUGUCCACAACUUGCACUACUGUCCCAGUUCUCUCAUUACCCACCUCUGUAGCCCAAACAGUGGAUACCUCAGGACCCCCAUCGACUGGUACCACAAUUACACCAGCAACAACAGCAACCACAACAUCAGUUUGUCCUCCUGCCCUUGAUACUCUGGAAAGUAAACCUCUCCCUUCUGUGGAGCCAGCAAGGACAGAGGGGACUGUGUCGGGCAAACAGUUUGUGUUGUGUUUUGAUAAAGAGGGGCAGGCAAAGGAGGGGAUAAAUAUUGAAGAGGGAGGGGGAUCCUAUGUGUUACAGUUUCAAGGGGAUGGAUCAGGUGAGGGUGGAGGAAUGAGUGGGGGAGGAAAAUCACUUGUGUUGCAGUUCAAGACAGAUGGAGACGGUGAGGGUGAAAAGGGGGGAGAUAAGGGAGGGGUGAUGUCACUCCUGCAUGAGUGGGCGGGAGACAAGCAAGUGGAUGCACAGACAGGAGAGAGCAAUCAGGAAGAGUCUUAUGUCCUGCGUUUUCACACAGAGGCACAGGGGAGCAGCCAGUCCAGUAAUACCUUCAGCCAAGGGCAGGAAACCAGCCUACAGCUUUCCUGCACACCCACCCAAAGUUUGGUGCCCCUCAAUGGGCAGGAGGUGGUGUUUGAACUUGGGGGUGAGACCAAGAUGGAGCACGAAACUGAGGGGGGUAUGCAGAUGAUAGCCCUUAUAGAAGGUGAAGGGGGGAUGAUUGGAGAAGAAGGGGCAGGUUGCAAUACUGCAAGUGCUGGGGUUGCAGAGGGUGGUGGAGCCAUGGAUCGUUUAUUUCAGCUGGAGGGUGGAGAGGAAAUCGUCAUAAUUGAGGUUAGCACCAGUGGGUUAAGAGAAGGAAGAAUGGAGAGAGGAGGAGAUGGAGAGAUCUCACAAAGCAGUGAGGUCAAAUAUGAGGGCGUAACAGCAGAGGCCAAGGAUAAGUCAUUGGGCUCUACAGACAACACAGAGGUACAGACUUCAAGUGAAGAAACGAGAAGAAAUGGGCCUUUACCGAACUCUAAGGAGGUGCAGUUUUCUAGUUAAAACUGGUGUGUAUGAGAGUGUCUUUCUAUCUGUGGGCUCAGUUUGUUAGCACUUUAGUCAAAUUGAGUUCUCCUUGUACUGAGGAAGAACAUACAAGUAAAUGUGUUGUAAUCCCAUGGUGCCACAUACUAGAAAUGUUAUACAUUCAAAUAGGCUAUUCAUGGACCCUUGAAUAUUCUCAGAUAUAUCAGUUUAAACGAUACUGUCAUUGGCAGUUUGUUUAUCAAGUAAAUACAUUUUGUGUAUAUGAAUGUUGUACAUAGCCUGUUUUCUCGACUGUCAAUAGUAACUAUAAAUAAAUAUCUUAAUACAUUUCCUCAUCGGAUUUUCUCUCA